This is a messenger RNA of Asparagus officinalis (garden asparagus), 3158 nucleotides long. RefSeq lists its product as uncharacterized. Lineage: Eukaryota; Viridiplantae; Streptophyta; Magnoliopsida; Asparagales; Asparagaceae. The record is from RefSeq and is a predicted model, not a curated record.
UCCCCCGCCAUCUCUAAAAAUCCCCCCCCCUUCUUCCCCAAUUUCUAGAUCUUCAAUCUCUCUUUUACAGUCCCCAUCAUGAUCUCGGUCAUGAACGAAUUCGAGAUCGAUCGAAACCCUAACUCAGCUCCCGACCUCUCCUUCUUGGGCAUGGAAUCGCCCAAAGACGAGGCAGAAAUGGAUCCGAUCGAGCCUGAGAUCCCUCCAUCCCUCGAUCUCGAGGGAUCUAGGGUUAGGGUUUCUGAUCCAAACGAAGAAGCCCCUUUCGAGAUGAAUGGGCUAGUGAUCGGCGACAUGGUCUGGGGCAAGGUGAAGUCUCAUCCGUGGUGGCCUGGCCACCUGUACAACGAGGCCUUUGCCUCGCCUUCGGUUCGGAGUGCGAAGAGGGAUGGUUUGGUUUUAGUUGCUUUCUUUGGCGACAACAGCUAUGGGUGGUUCAAUCCGGCCGAGUUGAUCCCCUACGAGCCGAACUUCUUGGAGAAAUCGAAGCAAACGCUGUUGAGGAGCUUCGUCAAUGCCGUGGAGGAGUCGAUCGAUGAAGCGGGCAGAAGGGCUGCUCUCUGUCUUUCUUGCAGGUGCGAGAACCCUUACAAUUUCAGGCCAACGAGAGUUCCGAACUACUUCAAAGUCGAUGUUGUUGGGUACGAGCGAAAUGCGGUUUACUCGAGGAGGCAGAUCGAUAAGGAAAGGAGUUCCUUUGUGCCGAAGGAUGCGGUUGGUUUCUUACGCGAGCUGGCUUUGAUGCCGAGAGGAGACAAGGUUAAGGACGUGGAGUGGCAUCGGAAGUUGGCCGUGUGGCUCGCGGUGAGGAGGCAUAGGUUUGAGGAAUUCGACGAGACCUACGCGCAAGCGUUUGGGCAGCAGCCGGUGCGGCCAGUGAGGAACGAGAUGGGGGUGCUGGAGCAAUCUGAGAGUUUUGCUCCUCGAGGUAUAAAUGCUUUAACGCCAGUGUUAGAGGUUUAUAAUUUGUAUUAUAACAGCUCUGAUUGCAUGAUUUUUGUGACUGGUUUAUGUUUAUGCCAUCAUUUGACAUGCCUAGGUAGCUGUGCUCAAUUAUUAGUGUAUUUGUUGCCUGUGAAUUAUGCAAUGUUUGCGGGAGGGCUUUCUCAAACAAUCUUGCAAUGGUAUAGGUAUGAAAAAUUAUCUUUUCUUGUUGAAGAAGAAGAAGAGGAAGGAGGAGGACGAGUACGUUCUCAAGCGAAGAAGAGACGAGCGCUCUCUCUCAUCCCUUCCCGACGCCUACUUCCCCGAGAACAAGCUGCAACGAAGCACUCCCUCCGAUUAUGUCCAUCAGAAGAGAGAAUCCGCGGUUACAGAAUCGCGACCAGCGCCACCACCCAUGCCGAUGCCAGCAUUGGAGACCAGUGCGGGCGAGAAACAGCAUCCGCCGAUGCUGUAAUUAAGAACACGGUCAAGAAGAUCAAGAAACGCCCUCCGGAGGACGCGAACGACCAAGAGGAGACGAACAAGUUGAAGAAGAAGAAAAAGAAGCAACAUGGAGACGGUUUCAGGAGGGAUUCUGCGCCGGUGUUCAACAAUCCAACACCGGCAGAAGCUAAUCCUGUUGCUUCUCCUCGUCCGCUGUCUCCGCCUGAUGUGGACUUGGGUCCCUUGGAUCAUGUCGAGCUGCGCAAUGUCGUGGCUGACCUCCGUUCACUUGCCCUCGAUCCUUUCUAUGGUGUUGAAAGCAAAGUCCCGGAGAUUCUUCACCAUGUCCUGGUCAGAUUCCGAUCACUUGCUUACUUGAAAAGCAGCGUUCUUCCUGCAUCCGCUGAGGGUGAUGCUCAAGGUAGUCGAGAGGCGACAGAGAAGAGAAAGCAGAGAGAUGAGAGCUCAUCAUCAUCUUCGAAGCCUGUCCAACUCCUGAAGAGGCCUGAAGACCCUACAAAAGCUGGUAUAAAGCGCGCUCCGUCAGAACGACAGGAAGAGAUGUCGGCCAAACGGAUGAAGAAGGUGAGCAACCUGAAAUCGCUUGCUAGCGAGAAGAAAAGGCACCCGCAGCAAUUUCUCAGAAAGCAUCCAACAACAAUGGAACAGCUUCAUCAAGCACAGAGUCAGGCAGGAAGCCGGAGAGGCAAGAACGACCGCUACCGCCCCCCCCCCCCGCCGCUGCUGCCGCCUCCUCCUCUGAGGAGGGAGAGUCCUACGUUUCUGGCAAUGAAAUUCCCGCUGGGGUCGAAGUUGCCAUCAGUGGCGAAUCUCAAAGCUCGGUUCGCUCGGUUUGGACCUCUCGAAGUCGAGAAUACCCGUGUGUUCUGGAAAUCUCAUUCAUGCCGAGUUCAGUUCAAGUACAAGUCAGAUGCCAUCAGAGCUCUAAACUUAGUUAAGGGCGAUGAUGUCUUCGGACAGAUUCAGGUGGAGUACAGUGUGAGGGAGGUCGAGGCUCCAGCUCCAGAGCCAGUGGUGCCACACCCCCCGAUACUGAAGAAGCCCGCCGACGAGGCUGGAAAGGAGAGACAGAGAGUGAAGUUCAUGUUAUCGGGCAAUGAUAAUGGCGACGGUAAAAACACCAAGAAGGUAAGUGUUAGUUUCACUGACGUAGCACGGCCGCCACGCCCACCAUCCCCGCCUCCUCAGUCUCGUCGAACCUCAGCGCAACCUUCGCCCCCGGCUCGAACCAACGAACCCUUUAAAACCGCAGCGCGACCUUCACUUCCUCCACCCCCAGCCCGAUCCUAUGAACCGUAUCACCUCCCACCUCUGCCUCCCGUGCAUCGCCCUGGGGAGAAGAGGGUUCCGCCUGUGCCCGUGCAGCUCAACGAGGCUCCUCCGAAGAAACAACAUGAGGAGAUGGAUAUCUCGCACCGCAUGCUGAGCCUGCUGAUCCGAUGCAAUGACAUCGUUAGCAGGCUCAGGUCGUUGCCCGGAUUCGUGCCCUAUUGUCCUCUCUGAGGUCAGUGGCGGCGGAUCGGAUCGCUGGAGAAGUCGCCGGGUUUGCAGUGUGUUGUGUUCGUGAGAACUUGGAUUUGAAUCUUGUUAUCUCCUCUGCUUGUUGUUCUUCGUUAAUGCUUUCACCAAAAACUCAGAUUUAGCUUUCCGCGUCGGACCCUUUUAAGCGCUCUAAAUUGGGCUGUGUUUUUUAGGGGAAUUUGGCCCAGUAAUUAGGACAACUAAAACAUGACGGGUUGAAGUUAUAAUGGAUUAUAUGGUUUAUUGAA